AUGGCUUCUUCAUCUUCAUCUUCAUCUACUCCUGCUUGGGUGCAUGAUGUUUUCUUGAGUUUUAGAGGAGAGACACGAAAAUCUUUUACUGAUCAUCUCUAUGAAGAUUUGUGUCAGGCUGGAAUUAACACUUUUCGGGACGAUGAAGAAAUUCGAAAAGGUGAGAACAUCACUGCUGAGCUAUUGAAGGCCAUUGAGGGGUCCAAGAUAUCAAUCAUCGUAUUUUCCAAAACUUAUGCCCAAUCCAGAUGGUGUCUUGAUGAACUGGUGAAGAUUCUAGACUGUAAGAAAAAUUUGCAACAGAUGGUUCUGCCUAUAUUCUACAACGUUGAUCCUUCAGAGGUUCGUAAACAAACAGGUGAAUUUAGCAAGGCAUUGGCUCAACAUCGACAACGAUUUGAUGAUCAAAAAGUUGAUGAGUGGAAAGUUGCACUCACUACUAUUGCUGAUUUGUCCGGAUGGGAUUUACAAACCAUGACAAACGGGUAUGAAUCAAAGUUCAUCAAAAAAAUUACUGAAGAUGUACUACGAAAAGUGAAUCUAACAUGCAUGAAUGUUGCAAAGUAUCCUAUUGGAAUCGAUUCUCGUGUUAGAGAUAUAUUUCAUUUAUUGCAAACUCAAAGAAAUGAUGACACCAAGAUGUUUGGAAUAUUUGGUAUGGGUGGUGUCGGAAAAACAACCCUUGCUAAAGCUAUUUACAAUUUGAGUUUUCAAAAGUUCGAAGGUUGCUGCUUUAUUGCAAACAUUAGAUCACAAAUUUCUGAAGGGCACAAUGGUUUAGUUCGUUUACAAGAGAAACUUCUUUGCAAAACACUCAACAGAAAGAAACUUGAAAUAGAUAAUGUUGAUGAAGGAAUACGUUUGAUUAAAGAAAGACUACGAUCAAAAAGUGUUCUUAUUGUUCUUGAUGACAUAGACAAUACUAGUCAACUAGAAUCAUUAGCAGGACAACGAAAUUGGUUUGGUUCAGGGAGCACAAUUAUAAUAACAACUAGAGAUGUCCAAUUGUUGAGUGACAUGAAAGCACACGAGAAAUAUAUGGUAGAAACGUUAAGCCCUGAUGAAUCCUUACAACUCUUGAGUUGGCAUGCUUUUGGUAUUCCUAUACCAUUAGAGGAGUAUAUUGAACAAUCCAAAAGGAUAGCAAGUUAUACUGGUGGACUUCCACUAGCACUUACAAUUAUAGGUUCUCAUUUGCGUGGCAAAUCAGUGCAAGAAUGGAGUGAUGAUGCUGAGAAAUUAAGAGGGAUACCUCAUGAUGAUGUUCAAAAAAUUCUUAAAAUAAGUUAUGAUUCACUUGAUGAUGAUACUCGGAAUAUCUUUCUUGAUAUUGCUUGUUUUUUUAUUGGGCAUAACAAAAAUGACACUUCUAUGAUAUUGGAAGCUUGUGGUUUUUAUGCUAAAAGUGGAAUAAGAAUUUUGAUUGAAAGAUGCUUGUUGACAAUAAAUGGAGGUGAAAAGUUUGAAAGACUUGAGAUGCAUGAUUUAGUACGAGAUAUGGGAAGAGAAAUUGUUCAAAAGGAAUUUCCACGAGAGCCGGGCAAACAAAGUAGAUUGAUUGACUCAAAGGAUGUCUUUGAUGUUCUUCACGGGAACAAGGGCACAAAAGCAAUUGAAGGGAUGAUUGUAAAUUCAAACAUGUUAAAGAAUGUGCCUUUGAAUACUCAAGUACACCCAUCAAUUGGAUGUUUGGAGAGACUUGUUGAGCUAAAUUUCUUUAGUUGCAAGAAACUCAAGGUUCUUCCAAGUAGCAUUUGCAAGUUAAAAUCACUUGAAGUUUUAGAUUUGGAUUAUUGCGAAAAACUUAAGGAACUUCCAAAUGACUUGGGAAAAUUAGAGCAACUAAGAGAUUUACUUGCUCGUGGAACUACCUUCUCACAUUUACCAUUUUCUUUAGGAUGUUUGAGAAAUCUAAAGACACUAGAGCUCGAGGUGUACAAGAGUUCUGUACUAUCAAAAUCAAAAUCGCUUCUUUUUUGUUCAAGAAGUAGUCGUGAUGGUGUUGGUUUUUUUCCACCUUCAGUUGCAAAUUUGUGCUCCUCGGAAGUUAUUGAAAAUUUGACCUCAUUGGAAGCUUUAGAUUUAUCAGGAAGAUGUUGUUAUCUUCAAAGCUUACCCUUCAGCCUUUGUUAUCUUUCAAACUUGAAAUUUCUCUACUUGGAGGAUUUGCGAAACCUUAGAGCACUUGUAGAACUUCCUCCUAGUUUGGUGGAACUCUCUGCAGAAAAUUGUGUCUCAUUGGAAAAAAUAGCAGUUGUAUCAAACUUGAAGAGACUUAGAAUCUUGCAUCUUGAAAACUGCAAAAGUUUGGUUGAGCUUCCAAACUCGGAGAGUCUUUCAUCUUUAGUAGAGCUUAACAUAAGCAAUUGCAAUGCUCUGACUAUUCCUGACAACUAUUUGCAUGAAGUAGAUGGUCUUCCAAUUGCUCCUAGGAGUUUGUCCUCAUUGAAAGAAUUAGAUUUAAUGGGAAGAUACUAUCUUCAAAGUUUACCAUUAAGCCUUUGCCUUCACUCCAAUUUGCGGAUUCUAUGCUUGAACGGUUGGCAGAAUCUUAGAUCACUUCCACAACUUAAUCCCAAUUUAGAGAUACUAUGUGCAAAGAAUUGCUUGGAAAGUCUUGAAUCCUUAAACUAUCUUGAGAUAGGUAAUUGCAGUAGUUUGAGGAUUCCUUCGAUUGAAAAGUGGUUCAAGGCACGUUCUAAAGGUGAUAUUGUCCAGAUUGUGGUUGGAGUGUCUGGGGGCCAGGAGUCUGUCAUAAACUGCAAAUUUCCAAUGUCUUUGGGGGAUGUAUGGUUUGAAAUCCCCUACAAUAAUGUUAUUGAUCCCUGCAGUAAAAUUGAAGGAAUUGAUUUGAGUGUGAGAAGCAAAAGCAGUGGUGCUUUGAUUCAUCUAAUGGAAUCCCCCACAAUCUUUUAUAAUCCUGCGUAUUUUGAGGUUCCAACGAUGAUGGGAGAAGUAUUGGAGGCAAUGGAUCGGAGUUGGUAUCACUACCAGAAAGAAAGCAAAGCCACUGGAGAUGAAUGCAGUGUGGAGAAGAAGAAGUAUGGAAGAUGA
This is a messenger RNA of Ipomoea triloba (trilobed morning glory), 3054 nucleotides long. Its product is annotated as TMV resistance protein N-like. The record is from RefSeq and is a predicted model, not a curated record. Gene Ontology annotation, molecular function: ADP binding; ATP hydrolysis activity. Gene Ontology annotation, biological process: signal transduction; defense response. The transcript has 7 exons. NCBI's taxonomy places the organism in Eukaryota, Viridiplantae, Streptophyta, Magnoliopsida, Solanales, Convolvulaceae. Bases 1 to 3054 code for a protein of 1017 amino acids.